Molecule: messenger RNA, 624 nt
Organism: Pipistrellus nathusii (Nathusius's pipistrelle)
Lineage: Eukaryota; Metazoa; Chordata; Mammalia; Chiroptera; Vespertilionidae
Source: the annotation of a GenBank genome assembly
AUGCAGGCCAUCAAGUGUGUGGUGGUGGGCGACGGAGCUGUAGGUAAAACUUGCCUACUGAUCAGUUAUACCACCAAUGCAUUUCCUGGAGAAUACAUCCCCACCGUCUUUGACAACUAUUCUGCCAAUGUCAUGGUAGACGGGAAGCCGGUGAACCUGGGCCUGUGGGAUACCGCUGGGCAAGAAGAUUACGACAGAUUGCGUCCCCUCUCCUACCCGCAGACAGUCGGUAAGGAUAGGACCUCCAGGGGCACAGACAAGCCGAUUGCCGACGUCUUCUUGAUUUGCUUCUCGCUCGUGAGUCCUGCGUCCUUUGAGAAUGUUCGGGCAAAGUGGUACCCCGAAGUUCGACACCACUGUCCCAACACUCCCAUCAUCCUGGUGGGGACCAAGCUGGACCUUCGGGAUGACAAAGACACGAUUGAGAAGCUGAAGGAGAAGAAGCUGACGCCCAUCACCUACCCGCAGGGCUUAGCCAUGGCCAAGGAGAUCGGUGCUGUGAAAUACCUGGAGUGCUCGGCGCUCACCCAGCGGGGCCUCAAGACCGUGUUCGACGAAGCCAUCCGGGCCGUGCUGUGCCCACCGCCCGUCAAGAAGAGGAAGAGGAAGUGCCUGCUCGUGUGA